Trypanosoma grayi is the source of this 243-nucleotide messenger RNA. RefSeq lists its product as hypothetical. Bases 1 to 243 code for a protein of 80 amino acids. The transcript has a single exon. The record is from RefSeq and is a predicted model, not a curated record. Lineage: Eukaryota; Euglenozoa; Kinetoplastea; Trypanosomatida; Trypanosomatidae.
AUGGUGCCCACCGGCGCGACGGUCACGCAGCUGUGCGACGCGGUGCGUGCAGCGGCAGAGCUUGACGCCAGUGCCCCGCUGACACUGACGAUGGGUGACGGGGUGCCCUCCAGCUCUACGCUCAUCGGCGAGCUCUACGAACACUACAAGGAUGCCGACGGGUUUCUGUACCUCAGGUACACUUCCGAGAGGAAGUUUGGCACCUGUUUCUUUUGUAUACCGUGCUGUUUUCCGUGUUGCUGA